Gastrolobium bilobum is the source of this 1528-nucleotide messenger RNA. Its product is annotated as F-box/kelch-repeat protein At5g26960. Lineage: Eukaryota; Viridiplantae; Streptophyta; Magnoliopsida; Fabales; Fabaceae. Gene Ontology annotation, molecular function: protein binding. The transcript has a single exon. The record is from RefSeq and is a predicted model, not a curated record. Bases 53 to 1294 code for a protein of 413 amino acids.
CGUUAUUAGUUCUCUCUCUCUCUGUUCGUUCGCCACUUUGAAACACUAACUCAUGAGUUCAGAGAGAGAAAGCUGCAACUCUCGCCACUUCACAUGGCUCAUGAAGUCUUGCUUCCCCAAUCCACAUGACACUGACUUUUCCAUCACAAAACCGCAUCACCACCCUACUUACCCUACGCUCGCAAACACCAUAUCCUCCCUCCCCGACGACAUCGUUUUGGACUGCCUCUCCCGCGUCCCGUCCUCUUCCCUCCCAUCUCUCUCCCUCGUCUGUCGCCGCUGGUCCCGCCUCCUCCUCUCCCCGGACUUCUCCCACCUCCGCCGUCGCCUCCACCUCCUCCGCCACACCGCCGUCUCCAUCGCCGCCACCGAUUUCGGCCUUUCGGCCGCCACCCUCCUCGACGGAGCCUGGAACAACUCCCUCUUCCUCCCUUGCUACGACGCGGUUUCCCUCGACAACUUCCAUUCCCUCUUGACCCAAGCGCGAGUGGCUUCGAUUGGUCCAAGGAUUUACGUCGUAGGAAGAAACGCUACAUUGCGGUACGACACAUGGACUGCCACCGUGACCCCGCGCUCCGCCAUGAUUUUCCAGCGCAAAAAAUUCGCUUUGGCAGCCGUCGCCGGAAAACUCUACGUCGCCGGCGGUAGUUCGAGAACAGCCACGGUUGAGGAGUACGACCCUAUGACGGACACUUGGUGCGUGGUGGCUCACGCGCCAAGGAGAAGGUAUGGCUGUGUUGGGGCAUCCGUGGAUGGCGUGUUUUAUGUAAUUGGCGGGUUGAGAAUAGGCGCGUCUGGAGAGAACGAUUUCUCACGCGCCGCGGGAGGAGCAGAGGCUCAUGCAGCUUAUGCAAGUUCAAUGGAUUUGUUUGACGUGGAGGCGCGCGUGUGGCUCAGGAGCCGGGCCGUACCUGGGGGAGGCUGUGUGGUGGCGGCUUGUGCAGCUGCCGGGCGCGUCUACGCGCUGACCAGCCACGCGGUGGAACUCAGCUUUUGGAGUUUUGAUGCACAUAAGAAAUGUGGUGGCCGUGGCGGAGGAGCAUUUGGGGAGUGGUGCAGGAUAAAGAGCCCACCGUUGCCUGCGCAGGUUAGAGUGGACACGAGAAUGAGAUUCAGCUGCGUUGGAAUGGGAGACAAGGUGGCGCUGAUCCAAGUUGCGGGGUGUGUGAAUGAAGUGAGGGGCUCGAGAGAAGGGUGUGUUUUGGUGUACGAUUGCAUCGCCGGAGAGUGGGGCAAAGGGGCCGAUUUGCCGGAGGUUUUUCGACGCGCCGCCUAUGUGGGUGUGGAAUGCUAAGUUGCGCCGGCCAAAGUGGUAUCAUUGUCUGGACUAAUGUGGGGUAGCAGCAGACCAGCAGACAAAGUUGCGUGAGAGUUCAUGAUUGUGGUCCCAUGCAAGAGUUUUGUUUAAUAUUUUGGUAAUGACCAAUGUGCAACUGCUUGUGAUUGGCCUAUUUUGGCUCGUUCACUGUAAUGUAGUCAGAUUUAAUUCUUUUAAAUUAAAGAAUGAUUAACAUUUAUUAUUGACGAA